AUGAACGUUGAGGUGUGCAGAAUUUGCGAGAACAAAAACGAAACAGCGUCAGAAAAGUGGGUACAGUGCGACGUUUGCGGAAGGUGGUACCAUUUCGAGUGUGCCGGCGUAGAGGACGACAUUGAGAGCAAGGAUUGGAGUUGCGAUUACUGUCUUGCGGGUUGCAGCCACAUAGCACCGUUCAGCGGUAUGCAAAGAUCACCAAUGAACCCCGCUGACGUAGCGGUAGCUGGGAUGUUUCGAGCCACAGAUUCACCUACAAGUACUCAAAUAGCGGCCCGGCAAGCUAUACCAAAGGACCUUCCAACAUUCAGCGGGGAUCCUGAUGACUGGCCGUUAUUUAUCAGCACAUUUGAACACAGUACGACAGCAGCGGGAUAUACGAAUGUGGAAAACAUGCUACGUCUGCAAAAGUCGCUUAAAAGGAAAGCUCGUGACUUGGUUAGAGAUAAACUCCUACUUCCUAACCUAGUCCCAGAAGUCAUCAGCACUUUGAAGAUGUUCUUCGGCAGACCAGAGCACAUCCUAGAAAGAAUGGUGGAAAAGGUGCGAAGACUGGCACCACCCAAAGACAGAUUGGAGGCGUUAAUAGAGUACGCGCUGGCAGUGCGAAACGUCUGUGCUACUAUGGAGGCGUGCGAUCUAAAGGCGCAUCUCAACAAUCCAAUGUUGGUCAAGGAGCUGGUAGAUAAGCUUCCCAACCAACACAAGCUAAACUGGGCAAUGCAACUCCGCGACGAUAGAGUGGCCGCAGUCAAGGCAUUCAGUGAUUGGCUGUAUAAAAUCGCAGAGGCAGCGUCAUUAGUGGUGGCGCCAUCGUUUUACAAAACGGGCGCAGUUAAUUCCCACAACAGUCGCCGCCCGGACAAGGGAGUGGCAGAUGAGCCUGGACCAGCACGAGGACAAACACGAUCGAACGCGAUCCAUACGGAAGCAGCUCAGGAGCAAGUUCAACAGAGGUGCGUAGCUUGCGGCGACCCGAGUCACAACCCAGCACAAUGUCAGGUGUUCUUGAACCUUGACGCGGAGCACAGGUGGCAGGUAAUCAGAGCGGGUAAAGCCUGUUUCUGCUGCCUCAAGGUACACCGGAACAGAUGCCGAACCGGGAACUGUGGAAUUAACGGCUGUACAAAGAGACACCAUGAGUUACUUCAUUCAGAUUAUGUUCCCAACACAAUCGGCCAAGACAGACCACAGAGUCACGUGAGUACGCACCGAGACGACAACCACGGAAGUCAGUUCUUUCGCAUCAUUCCAGUCAAGCUGCAUUACGGCAGCAGGCAGACUGAGAUCUACGCCUUUUUAGAUGAAGGAUCAUCCGUGACCCUAGCAGAUGCAUCCGUAUUCCAAAGACUGGGAAUACAAGGCCAGGCAGCGCCAAUGUGUUUGCAGUGGACCGCAGAGACGACUCGACUCGAGAGUGGAUCCGUGAAAGCAUCCGUCCAAAUCUCGGAAAUUAACUGCGAUAAGGUUUACUGGUUGAAUAACGUCCAGACCGUUCAGAACCUAGCACUACCGAGACAGACAGUCAACAUGAAGGAGUUAUGCGACAGAUUCCAGCAUUUGAAAGACUUGCCGCUACGGUCCUACUCUGCCCAGCCGACUUUGCUAAUCGGAACCAAUAACUGGAAGCUAGCAGUCCCUCCCAAGAUCCGCGAAGGAAAAUGGAACGAGCCGAUAGCAUCGAAGUGCAUGCUAGGAUGGAGCAUCCAAGGAUCGGCGAACCCACAACGAUCCAUUUUCAUGCACCACUGCGACUGCGACUGGCAAGAACUCCAUGAUGACAUCAAGGAACAUUUCAACCUGGACGCACUCGUACCACGAAAGCUGCACUCAGCUGAGGAUGAGCUGGCAGCGAAGAUACUGGAAAGCACCUGCCAAAAUAAGUCCGGAAAAUAUGAAGUUGGACUUCCGUGGCGCGGUGGUAUCGACAAACUCCCUGAGAGCCGGAGUAACGCUCUGAAGCGGCUUACCUGCAUGAAGAAAAAGGUCUCUCAAGAACCAGAUCUGUAUGCAAAGAUUGACGCCCAAAUCAGGAACCUUCUAGACAAAGGAUACGCGGUUAAGCUAUCCGAGGAAGAAACCAGCCGGGAGAACAGCCGUACAUGGUAUCUGCCAAUAUUCAUAGCGCUGAAUCCAAACAAGCCGAAAAAGAUAAGGCUCGUAUGGGAUGCAGCCGCAAAGGCACACGGAUACGCGCUAAAUGACUACCUACUCAGAGGACCAGAUUGCCUGAACCCACUCAUAGACGUCUUGCUAGCCUUUCGGGUCAACAAAAUAGCGAUUUGUGGCGACAUUGCGGAAAUGUUUCACAGGAUCAAAAUUCGCGAGGAGGACAUGCAGGUGCAGCGAUUUUUGUGGUAUGACAAAGGCAGCGACAAAGUAGACACCUAUGUCAUGCGAGCUAUGACUUUUGGGAUUAGCUGCGCGCCGUUUAUAGCGCACUUCGUUCUAGAUAAGAACGUGGAGACCACCCAAGAAGAGUUCCCAUUGGCUUUAAACGCCAUCCAAAGGACGCACUACGUUGACGUCUUCAUCGAUAGCAUGAGGAACGAACAGGAGGCCAUCCAGAUCACCAGAGAAGUUAUAGAAGUACAUCGCAGAGGCGGAUUCGAGAUCCGUAACUGGUCGUCGAAUUCGGAAGAAGUGCUCGAAAGCUUGCAGGAUAAUGGCAACGCUGGAACCCAAAAGCCCGUGGAUUUUUGUGCAACAGAAAAGAUACUUGGCAUGUUCUGGGACCCACAUACUGAUAUGUUCAAAUUUAUCUGCAGAUUUGCAAGGCUGAAGCGUGAUGUGCUGGCGGAAAACGUAGCCCCUACCAAGCGAGAAGUAUUACAAGUUUUGAUGUCGAUCUUCGAUCCAUUGGGAUUUUUAUCAUGCCAACCGAUUGGACUAAAGAUACUCCUCCAGUGUAUAUGGCGGCAGAAAAUUGACCUGAGAAACCUGAGAGGAUUCUAG
Molecule: messenger RNA, 2958 nt
Organism: Drosophila bipectinata
Lineage: Eukaryota; Metazoa; Arthropoda; Insecta; Diptera; Drosophilidae
Source: RefSeq, a predicted model, not a curated record